UGAAGGGAAAGGACAUCAAGAGUCAGAUCAUUGGCGGCCAGUGGCUGUUCUGAAGGCGUGGCUGGAGGGGGUAGUUUGUGAGAGAUUCCGCUUCUGAUUGGCUAGCAGUUCGCAGUGGCCCCAGAGAGCAUUAAAAAGCUUGGAAAUGUCCCUGGCACGGCUUGGAAAAGUGGUUCCCAAAUCAAGCAUCUUGUUCCUGUGUGACAUGCAAGAGAAAUUCCGCCCCAACAUCAGCUACUUUCCUCAGAUUGUAUCUGUGGCAGCUCGGAUGCUGAAGGUUGCAAAAGCUCUUGAAAUCUGCACUGUGGUCACUGAGCAAUACCCCAAAGGUUUGGGUCCAACAGUACCGGAGCUGGGAGCUGAAGAAUUGCCCAAAUACCCCAAAACAUGCUUCAGCAUGCUUAUCCCAGAGGUGGAAAAAGAGAUGGCAACUGUUCCCAACUUGAAAUCUAUACUUCUCUGUGGGAUCGAGACACAGGCUUGCAUUAUGAGUACUGCCUUGGAUGCCAUGGAGCGAGGCCUGGAUGUUCACAUCGUGGUGGAUGCUUGCUCUUCUCGCAGCCAGGUGGACAGGAUCAUAGCUCUGUCCAGACUACGUCAGAGCGGGGCCUUCCUAACCACCAGCGAGGGACUUAUCCUGCAGCUUGUCCGGGAUGCAGCCCACCCGCAUUUCCGAGAGAUUCAGAAAUUGAUUAUGGAUCCUGCCCCUGACAGUGGCCUUCUGCCCCUCAUAAAAGUGCCAGAUCCCCUUUUUGGUUAGCCCAGCUGCUUCAAGGGUGAUCUUCUUUUAAAGCACCUUCAGCCAUUUCAUCUGAUGUCCUUGUCCUUCUCAAUGGGAAGGAACGAAAUCCAAGAUUCUUCAAGUUGACUUUAAAGAGGAAGAUGAUGAAUUAUAAACCAAACUGAGAAGCUGCAUCAGACCUGUGAUCUUUCUAUAGUUAUGCAAUGAGAUGGUUGAAAGAAGGACUGGUAAUAUUUUGACCUGGUCUUUUUCGAUUAAGAAACAUCAAUACUCCCUCAUUAGCUCAUGAUGGAAUCUUGGCAAUGUGUACAAAUAUAUAUUUAAUUUGCACGUUUUAUUGUGACAGUUCUCUUGUGAGGAUGUAUAAAUAAUAUGUGGAAUUGUUUUA
This is a messenger RNA of Ahaetulla prasina, 1130 nucleotides long. It is a transcript of the gene ISOC2, whose product is annotated as isochorismatase domain containing 2. NCBI's taxonomy places the organism in Eukaryota, Metazoa, Chordata, Lepidosauria, Squamata, Colubridae. The transcript has 6 exons. The record is from RefSeq and is a predicted model, not a curated record. Gene Ontology annotation, cellular component: cytoplasm. Bases 146 to 760 code for a protein of 204 amino acids.